Molecule: messenger RNA, 2930 nt
Organism: Schizosaccharomyces japonicus yFS275
Lineage: Eukaryota; Fungi; Ascomycota; Schizosaccharomycetes; Schizosaccharomycetales; Schizosaccharomycetaceae
Exons: 1
Coding region: 130-2823 (897 amino acids)
Source: RefSeq, a predicted model, not a curated record
AGCACUACCACCAAGAAUUACCCAUGGAGCCUAACCUAAAUCCACCCACUACACCUGCCCUCUACCACUCACUCCGAGAGCUAGAACAUUGAAUUUGCCGGUGAAUUGUUCUUGGAGGAGCGCUAUUCAAUGACGUUCAAUGUUGCUCUGAACAAGAAAAGUCAAUUGUUGAGUGAAGACAACAAUGCUGGGUUGAAACGUCGAAUUUCGAAACGUUGGGUUUCGAACAUCCCAACGUAUGAUGGCACGGAAUGGGGCAGUGAUUCGGAGAGUGAACCCGAAUUACCGUCUCUUCCCCCGCUACGGACCACUUUGAGUGCACCAAAGUCGAUUGGGUUGCAUUCGAGGACCAGUUCAUCUGAAUCAAAGCCCCAGGAGUCUGGAGCAGCUAUCGCUUCCCCCGCAGCAGGACAAAAAGGUGAGGAGACCAUCAAGAAUGAAGAGGAGAUGGUAUCGGAGGAGGAGGAGGAGAAUGGGACAGACGACAUUGUGACGAAGCAGAAAAGUGCUCAGUUGAAAGAGUCAGCUGAACCUAUUGUCCAAAAAAAAGAGUCAGAGACCGCUCAGGCCCCGUUGACCAUCAGUCAACAAUCCAAGUCAGCGGAGGAGGCUGCUCGGUAUUGGGCUGCGAAACAUCGGGAAUUGCUGAAGUUUUUUGGUGCGGAAUACAAGAACCGUAUUUACGAAAGUGUUCUUCCCAAAAAACCUGUGUUGAAUGACAUUAAAUUGGGUAAAACCGGCACACCAGGGCUCCGAAAGGACGAGCGAGUAGUCCUCAGCGAGCCUGAAAGACACGUUGUAGCUGCAAAACCCACAAUGGCCCCUCGUUUCCAGUCCAUGCAGACUCCUAUCAUGAUGAGUACAUCAGCGUCGUAUGCUGAGGAAAUGGUUGAUGAUGACCAUGAGCAAGGUGAGUUGGAGGAAGUACACUGUCUAAUGGAAUCACCUAUAGAAACUGAGCAAUCUGAGGCUCAAAAGGAAGCAAAUUCAACGGCUGGAGUUGAUACUCUUACUCGAAAGCCCUCGUUGACCGAGAGUGAUAUAGCUAACACAGUUGUCCCUGAAGCUGCUCAGGAGCCUAAACCUAGUGUCGCUGCGGAAAUGGCUCCCGAAGUACCAAAGUCGUCCUUAGCUCCUCCCGAAGCCGUUCCCUUGCCUCCUUCUGUUACAUCUGAUGAGUCUGAACCGGAGGAGCGUGCGGCGUCCGUGAAACCUGAACAAGAGCCUGAACAGGGGCCCCACCAGGAACCUCAACAAGCCUCUGCUGUUGUCCCUCAUACGUUGCCUGCCCUUCCCAGUAAUCGUCCUAAGGAGAAGCCUCUCCCCCCUAGCCGACCUCUCCCGUCGCCAUUUGGUGCAUCUGGUGUUUCUGGAAGCAAGCCAGCUAUAGCCUCUUCCGUCUUGACUCAAAUAAGUCCUGGACUUUCCAUGCCCACGAUUGUCGCUUCUGCCGCGCCGGCUGUUGCAGCUAGCGACAAGGGGAAGCAAGCUGCUGUUUCCACUAUCUUCACUACUACACCACCUACACCACCUUCUCGCCCUUUACCCCGCGAGCCCGUUUCUAACGAUGCGUCAGAGUCUGCUUCUGAUUUUGAUGAAAAGAAGCCCACUGAUGACACUCCUCCCACCUCGCAGUUAGACGUCGACUCAUCCGAACAAACGGAAAAGGCUCUUCCCUUGGAGAAGAGCUCAACAAACGAACAAGGUAACGAUGAACUGUCUUCUUUGUAUAACUACUUGAUGGAUGAAGUGAACACACUUGCUCCUGCAGUAACGGCUGCUCCUUUGGCGGGCCAGAAGCAGCAAAUUGCCGGCAAUGCUUCGCCUGACAGGGCGCUUCCCGAUCCUCCGGAUGCAGAAGCGGUGUCUGUGUGCACCACUGAAGGUGACCGUUCAACAGCUUUGGAGGAAAUUCCCGAGUUUAGCCCUGACCAUGUCAAGUUCGGCGUGUCAAGUGCUGUUCCUGCAUCACCAAGUCCUUUAUCUUCACACACGAAGAACCGUAGUCUCCCCAGUAACCUAGCGACUACUGAGAGGGACUUGGAAGAGCGGGCUUUUAAACGUGGGUCCUUGCCGCCUCUUCCUGCCUUAGUUCCUACUACGUCGGUCACUUCUGACAAUGGAGCUCCUUCGAUUACAUCGACAGAGUCUGCUCAUUCACUUUCAACUCAUGGACGUGUCCAGUUCGACACUGUUACAAACGAGAGCAAGCCUAUACUUCAUGAACUUGAACCACUGCGUCCAGUGGCUUCUGCCGGAGCAAACAAGUCAGCGUCUGAAACCGGUGCUGACCAAUCCGGAAUGAAAACCAUACCAUUCGUUAACUUCCAAGCGUUUAUCGGCAGUCCUUUGAUGUCGUUUGAUAAGUUAAAUGCUCUUGGUUCUACAGAUCAAAGAUUUUAUUUCUACAAAGGCAAGGUUCGUGAAUUCCUUCAGUUCGAUACGGGCCUUGAUGAGUGGAUGAAUUUUUGCUUACACGCUGACAAACCCAGCAACAAUACCACUAAUGGACGGAAGGCAUCCCGUUCCUCCAUUCACUCCGUCAUCUUCCCCGCUAGUACGAGCUUUGAGCCCCCGCUCACAAAAGCUGCGACUUCAUCAUGUCCUUCAAUCCGCUCUAAUCAUUCAGCCACGCCCUCCGUUGCAAGUUCUACUCGUCGUAGCUCACGCCUCUUCUCGCAUGAGAACGUGUCGUCAGCUGUCAGUGAGGUAACCAAGAAAUCAAAGAACGCAGCAAAGGAUCUAUUUAAUGUAUUUCGACGAAAAAACAAAGACGAUAGCAGUGGAAAGCAAAAGGGGAAAGGAUUCUUUUCCAAAAAUUAAUGAACUGUUGUCCUCGAGUUUACCGUCCUUUUUAUUAUUUUAUUAUAUCUGUGUAGAUGUAAUUCAUACUUGCAUUAUUGGCAUUAACUUCUUCGACAUUUCUUUUG